Molecule: messenger RNA, 1220 nt
Organism: Salvelinus namaycush (lake trout)
Lineage: Eukaryota; Metazoa; Chordata; Actinopteri; Salmoniformes; Salmonidae
Product: ecto-ADP-ribosyltransferase 5-like
Exons: 3
Coding region: 75-905 (276 amino acids)
Molecular function (GO): NAD+ poly-ADP-ribosyltransferase activity; NAD+-protein-arginine ADP-ribosyltransferase activity
Source: RefSeq, a predicted model, not a curated record
UUCCUUGUCUCAGUGUUACCAUAGCUCUGACUGGAGUCUGGAGGAUACUGACUAGGCUCAUAACAUCUUAAGAUAUGGGGAAAACGUGCGUGGUCGUAAUUAGUUUUGUUGUUGUGGCGGUAGCAAUGGAGUUGACCCUGGGUCUUUACUUUGGACGGAUAUUACCCAUGAAUCCGGACCCACAUAUGGAGCCUUUCCCUUUGGACAUGGCCCCUAAAUCUAUUGAUGACCGAUAUGAUGGCUGCAGUAAGUACAUGCACAAUGAUGUGAACACAGUCUACCUCCCACGUGAGAAGAAUACCAGUACAGACUUCAAUAAUGCCUGGAAUGAAGCAGAAGAAAAAGCCAAACCACCUAUCCAUGAUCUGCAAAAAGAACACUCCAUGGCUAUAUAUGUGUACACAAAUGAUGAGCCCGAAAUCUACCCGGACUUCAACAGACAAGUUAGAGAUGGUAGAUCUAAAUAUGGGACAACAUUCCAGUACCAUUCCCUACACUUCUAUCUAACUGAAGCCAUUCAGAUUCUCAAACAAAGUCAAACAACAUGCAAGAUCACCUACCGUAGAACCGAUGUGUAUUUUGAUGAGGAUGUGGUCAACAACGACAUCCGUUUCAGCACCUUCACCUCGAGCACUGAAAACCAGGAAAUAGUCAGAGAUUCAUUUGGAGCUACGUCCUGCUUUAAGAUCUCCAAAUGUUUUGGAGCUGACAUAUCAUAUUACUCUGUAUUUACAGAAGAGAGAGAAGUCUUAAUUCCUCCCUAUGAGGUAUUCAUAGUGACCAACAUCCAGACGAAGUCAACAGAGAAUAAACUGUGGUGUGAAGUCGUCUACACAUUAAAUAGCACAAGAGUUCAGAGUAACUUGAAUUGCAAGUUGCAAAAAGAAGCAAAAUCAAACCUGUGAAGCAGCUUUUCUGCAUUCAACCGCACAUCAGAAAAAGGCUACAUGACGCUCUAUAUUAUGUUGACAAUUACUGUAUAUCACAGGUCAUUUCCCCACCAAUGUACGAUUAAGUCAUCUGUAAAAAUGUUAAAUGUUUACUUUCUUUCUUUCAGUUGUAAUGAUCCUGUUAAAGACUAUUUAAACUUAUUGGUGCCUCAGAUUAAUAAGAUCAAGAGUUAUAAAAAAUUAUAAUUUGCUGACAUUGAAUCAAAUUGUAAUUUGUGAUUUGUUGACAUUUGUUAGCAUGUGCACUGUGUUUGUUUAUAUUCACCAUUA